Molecule: messenger RNA, 1962 nt
Organism: Mus caroli (Ryukyu mouse)
Lineage: Eukaryota; Metazoa; Chordata; Mammalia; Rodentia; Muridae
Gene: Phlda1
Product: pleckstrin homology like domain family A member 1
Biological process (GO): positive regulation of apoptotic process
Cellular component (GO): nucleus
Molecular function (GO): phosphatidylinositol phosphate binding
Source: RefSeq, a predicted model, not a curated record
CGCGGGCGGCCGUGGGCGGUGGGGCGGGGCGGGGCGGAGCCGGGGGCGGAGCCGGAGCCGGGGGCGUGUCCGCGGCGGGCUCUGGGAAGGCCCCAAGUUAAUGAGGCGAACGCCGGCUGCCGAGCGCCUCUCGGAGCUGGGUUUUCCCCCGCGGCGCGGGCGCCAGGAGCCGCCUUUUCCGCUGGGUGUCACUCGGGGGUGGGGAGGGUGGCCCAUUGAAAAGCGCCGCGAGGGGCCCCGGCCAGUGCCCUUCAGUGAGCGCUCGCCGGAGGACGGCAGAGAGCAGCCCGCUCACGGCUCCGGGAUCUUGUGGCGAGUCAGGACGCGCCUGUCCCUCUGCCGGGACCCCGAGCCACCGCCGCCACCGCCACCGCUCUGUCUCCUGCGAGUCAGCCUCCUCUGCGCGCUCCGGGCGGGCGGCCGCGGAAGCCGCUGGGGCGAGGACGGCGCAGGGCUGCUACUGCUACCCCCAGCCGGAGCGUCUGGAAGCCUGAAGGCCGAGCGGAGCAGCAGCACCCCUUAUGCCGGAAGGAUGCUGGAGAACAGCGGCUGCAAGGCGCUGAAGGAAGGAGUGCUGGAAAAGCGAAGCGACGGGCUGCUGCAGCUCUGGAAGAAAAAGUGCUGCAUCCUCACCGAGGAAGGGCUACUGCUCAUACCGCCCAAGCAGCUACAACAGCAGCAGCAGCAACAGCCCGGGCAGGGGACAGCCGAACCGUCCCAACCUAGUGGCCCCGUCGUCGCCAGCCUUGAGCCACCAGUCAAGCUGAAGGAAUUGCACUUUUCCAAUAUGAAGACUGUAGACUGCGUGGAACGCAAGGGCAAGUACAUGUACUUCACUGUGGUGAUGACGGAGGGCAAAGAGAUCGACUUUCGGUGCCCCCAGGACCAGGGCUGGAACGCCGAGAUCACGUUGCAGAUGGUGCAGUACAAAAAUCGCCAGGCCAUACUGGCGGUCAAGUCUACCAGGCAGAAGCAGCAGCACCUGGUCCAGCAGCAGCCUCCGCAGACGCAGCAGAUCCAACCCCAGCCCCAGCCCCAGCCGCAGAUCCAACCCCAGUCCCAGCCGCAGAUCCAGCCUCAACCCCAACCCCAGCCCCAACCUCAGCCCCAGGCCCAACCCCAACCCCAGCCCCAGCCCCAGCCCCAACCCCAGCCCCAACAGCUCCACUCCUACCCGCAUCCGCAUCCACAUCCUUACUCUCACCCGCACCAGCACCCACACUCGCACCCGCACCCGCACCCUCACCCUCACCCUCAUCCGUACCAACUCCAGCACGCGCACCAGCCUCUUCACUCGCAGCCGCAGGGGCACCGGCUUCUCCGCAGCACCUCCAACUCUGCCUGAAGAGGGCGGCACCCGGGCCACUCAAGGUUUUGAGGACUUGAGAAAGUGGGAAGAGUGCAUUGCUGUUCAGUUCACUUGGAUCAAAACCAACAGAGUCUCCCCACCCCGUGCCAGAUCAAGUAGUUUGGACUUCACCCGACGGAUAACGCGCGCGCGCUUGCAGUUCCCUCGUAGUUUUCUGCGUAAUCUUCAUCACAGUUGCAGGAAGCAGAUUUUGAGUCGAGAUGACUUUAUUUAUGGACCUUUGGAAGGAUCACCUAACGUAAUGGACCUUUGUAGGAACAAUUUAUGUACUGUAAUUUUAUUUUAAUGUUAUUUUGGAUUAUGAUUAUUUAUUAGUUUUUUUAUGCCUAAUCUAAGACAUUUCUGAAUGUAGGCCACCUCCUCCCCCUCCUCGCCAAAAAGAAAAAGAAAAAAGAAAAAAAAAAAAGAAACUUUAUUUUCAGAAACAGAUUUCUUAGUAAGCCCUGGUCUUGGAAGAGAAAAAGGGAAAGGGGUGGUGGAGGGGGGCAAACAUGAAAAGAAAUGGGUUCAGUAUUCCCAGGACAUUCUCAUAAAGUCGACUCUUUCAUUGUAUUUGAAGAAGUUGAAAUUAAAUUCUGAUAUUACUUUCAGUU